Molecule: messenger RNA, 293 nt
Organism: Heterotrigona itama
Lineage: Eukaryota; Metazoa; Arthropoda; Insecta; Hymenoptera; Apidae
Source: the annotation of a GenBank genome assembly
AUGUAUUCGGGAAGAACACAAAGAGAAUUGGCCUUAUAUAAGAACCGACUCCAACACAUCGUAAUAAUCAUUACUAAUGUCAUCAUUCAUAUUCGCAGUUGAUAUCUGAAACCGAGCAGUUCGAUAUACUUGCGUGUUAUUCAAGCGGAAGUUCAAAAGGAAAUAGAGUUCAUACAACUGUAACAACUGGAAUUGUCACUAAGCAAGGGCAACCUGAGCACGGACGGGACAGCCACCAAGCUUGCCUGCACAAUGGCAGAAAAAUCUACUCAAUGGAAAAAUCUACUCAGUGA